AUACAUUUAUUGGCUCAUACUUACAAUUAUGUUUCGCUUUGUGCAGUUGAGGGAGGAUGAUGCUGAUCAACUGCGGAAAGCAGAGGGAGAACUAGAGAAGCUGAAAGCCGAGAACACUUUGCAACACAAAGAAUAUAGCAUCUGCAAGAAUGCAAUGAAGGCCGAAGUAGAGAAACUCAGAGAAAGAGAAGACCGCUCUUUGCUCUCAAAGUGUCCAACUUUAGCCAGAAUCGUCCAUGCCCAGCUCCUCAAAGCUGGUUUCAUACGCACUACUUAUUGGGGAAAUCGAUGUCUUCAGCUCUACUUCAAAUCCGGCGCCGUCAUCGAUGCUUUCCAAUUGUUCGACGAUAUUCCUGAUAAGAACACUAUAUCAUGGAACGUUUGCUUGAAGGGUUUGUUAAAAAAUGGCUAUCUCAAUUAUGCACUUGACCUGUUCGAUGAAAUGCCUGAACGAGAUGUUGUUAGCUGGAAUACAAUGAUUUCAGGGUUUGUUUCUUGUGGGUUUCCUGAAUAUGCGAUGAGGGUUUUCUUCGAUAUGCAGAGUUUGGUUAUUCGACCAACGGAGUUUACGUUUUCGAUUCUGGCUUCUCUUGUUUCUUGUGUUCGACAUGGGGAACAGAUUCAUGGUAAUGUUAUUUGUAGUGGCGUGAGUAAGUCUAAUUUGGUAGUGUGGAAUUCUCUUAUGGAUAUGUACAGAAGAAUAGGAUUUUUUGAUUAUGCUUUAUCGGUGUUUUUAGCUAUGGAGGAUAGAGAUGUUAUCUCGUGGAACUGUUUGAUUUUGUGUUGUUCUGAUUCUGGUAACAAAGAAGUUGCUUUGGAUCAGUUUUGUCUAAUGAGGGAUAUGGAGAAUCAACCUGAUGAAUAUACAGUUUCGACGGUUGUGUCUAUUUGCUCGGAUUUACGAGAUUUGUGUAAGGGUAAGCAGGCUAUUGCUCUUUGCAUCAAGAUGGGGUUUUUAUCUAACACCAUUGUUUUAGGAGCUGGGAUUGACAUGUUUUCCAAAUGCAAUAGAUUGGACGGUUCGGUUAAGCUUUUUAAACAGUUGGAGAAAUGGGAUUCGGUGUUGUGCAAUUCCAUGAUCGGUAGCUAUUCGUGGCAUUUUUGUGGAGAAGAUGCUCUCAUGCUCUUUAUUGUUGCCAUGAGGCAGAGCAUUAGGCCCGAUAAGUUCACGUUUAGUAGCAUUCUGAGCUCGAUGAAUGCCGUUAUGCUAGAUCAUGGAGCACAAGUUCAUGCUUUGGCUACUAAGUUUGGGUUUGAUCAGGACACGGCAGUAGCCACCUCACUCAUGGAGAUGUACUUCAAAACCGGUUCAGUUGAUUCAGCAAUAGAAGUGUUUGUCACAACAGAUGAAAAAGAUUUGAUAUUUUGGAACACAGUGACAAUGGGCUUGGCGAGAAACAGUAGAGCAGUUGAGUCCUUUGCUGUUUUCAAUCAAUUGCUGAUGGAUGACCUAGGUCUGAAACCAAAUAGAGUGACUUUAAUGGGUAUCUUAGUAGCUUGUUGUUAUGCCGGCUUUGUUAACGAAGGAAUUCAGAUAUUCUCUUCAAUGGAAAAGACUCAUGGUGUUGAUCCCGGGAACGAACAUUACGCCUGUAUAAUCGAAUUGCUUUGCAGAGCAGGUAUGAUCAAUGAAGCAAAGGACAUUGCCAACAAGAUACCUUUUGAACCAAGCUCUCAUAUCUGGGAACCGAUUCUCUGUGCAUCUCUAGAUGUUGGAGACACGAGACUCGCUGAAAGUGUAGCGAAAAUAAUGAUAGAAUUGGAACCAAAGUCAUCGUUUCCUUACCUGGUUCUGAUUAAGUUAUACGAGAUGACAUGGCGCUGGGAAAAUUCAGUGAAGUUAAGAUACACCAUGAAUGAACAUAAGUUGAAAUUGACUCAAGGAUCGAGCAAGAUCGGUAUAAAGAGCAGUGUGUACAGCUUCGAAGCUGACCAGUUGCAAAUUCAUGGAGGUCAUGAUACUUACGCAGUCUUGGACUUAUUGUCUUGGGAUUCUUUUGAUCAGAAAAUUCAUUGGUCUGCAUAACAUUUUCACUAACAAGGUUCCAAUAGUUAAGUGAUUUUUUCAUUUACUUUAACCUAAGGGCUCAGGUUGUAUCCAUUAAUCCUGAAAAAUUUCAGUAUUUGAUUCCACGAAAAGAAUAAGUUAAUAGUAUUGCACAGUACAUUGAUGUAUAGAGAAAUCAAUUUGAUAAUAAGAAAAUGUGUUUGUUCAA
Messenger RNA from Arabidopsis arenosa, 2216 nucleotides. Lineage: Eukaryota; Viridiplantae; Streptophyta; Magnoliopsida; Brassicales; Brassicaceae. The record is from the annotation of a GenBank genome assembly.